This is a messenger RNA of Linepithema humile (Argentine ant), 2641 nucleotides long. RefSeq names its product terminal uridylyltransferase Tailor-like. NCBI's taxonomy places the organism in Eukaryota, Metazoa, Arthropoda, Insecta, Hymenoptera, Formicidae. Gene Ontology annotation, molecular function: RNA uridylyltransferase activity. The record is from RefSeq and is a predicted model, not a curated record.
UCCUAAGGAUAAUACAUGAAAUUACAUACCACGCACACGAAAUUUUGAGAGUGAAGAUAAUGCGUCAUAUCCUCAGGUUUAUGCAUCAUAUUAUCCUGAAUAUAACAGGAUACUUUAUCUUAAGAAUAAUACAUUGAAUUACAUACCACGCACACGAAAUUUUAAGAGUCCUGAAGACAAGCCGUUAUAUUAUCCUUAUUCGCCAAAUACUGACCAUACGGAAAGAUUGGAUAUAGAUGGCUCCAUUUGCACGCUCAUGUCGUUUGAUAGAUCUGUAACGAAUUGUGAGCACACCACACUUGAGCGUGAAGUAACGUACAGUUCUGAUCGUUCUGAUGUAGAUCGUUUACCAAAACAAGUGGUACAAUUUUUGAUUAUGACUAAGAAAAAUGCUGAGAUUUUGCUCGAGAAGUCAAAUAAUAUAUGUCACGAUCUGACAGUCGAUUAUAUAUUGCUCGACUUGUUAGAUGAUUUAAGAGAAUUUCAGCCACAGGUAAAUGUGUGUGCUUACGGGUCUAUGAUCUCAGAUCUAGGACUCCCCAAGAGCAAUGGUGAUAUUUCUCUUGAUUGUGAUAAUAUGUAUGAAGGAAGAAAUUCAACGCGUCGUCAUUGUCAGACUCUGAUUGAAACGAUUGUAAAAUAUCUAUCCUUUAAUAAACGAUCGUGGAAAGUGCACAAAGUGAUAUUACAUAGUAGAAUACCAGUUGUAAAAAUACAGCAUGUUGUUUCUGGACUUGCUUGUGACAUUUCAGUUACAAAUGGGCUAGCAGUGGAAACUACAAAAAUAAUUAAGUGCUUUAAUAGUGCUUUUCCAUUGUGCCGAGAAAUGAUUUUAUUUCUUAAACGAUGGUUGCACUUCUGCGCCUUAUUAGGAUCGCGUCUUGUAACAAGCUACGCCAUAACGUGAUGCGUUAUCUUUUAUCUGCAAAUUCUAAAAGUAUUUCCCAGCAUAUCAGAACUGAUUAAAAAAGAAAAUAAAUCACGGCGAAUUAGUGGAUGGGAAAUUGGUAUAAGCUGUGAUUUUUCUAUUAGGAAAAUAGAUCACACUUUUGAAGAACUUUUAUUAGAAUUUUUUAUAUUCUAUGCAGAUUUUAAUUUUAAAAAUCACGUGGUUUGUCCAUUAUUGGGCCAAACAAUAGAAAAAAAUGCAUUUAGGAAUCUAUCAAAUUUACCGCAAGAUAUGAUUUCGUAUAUUAAUUAUAUGCACAACGCUUCUACAGAAGACAAGCCUCGAGCUUUUUACAUAUCGUCGUUAUGCGUGCAAGAUCCAUUUGAUUUGUCAAAUAAUGUUACAAAGGCAGUGUCUUAUUAUAAGCUAAAAAUGUUUCAGACUUAUUGCAAUUAUAGUGCAAAAAUACUAAAAAAGACUACCCCACAUCUGAAGCCACCGUCAUAAUCUUAUCUUAAUUACUAUACAUACACGCAGGAAAAUAUUUUAAGUAUUAACAAACUAAAGAAAUCAUUCUAACUAUACAUAUACCUAUAAAAAAACCUAUUUUAUAAAUUAAAAUUAACUUACCACAAUCAAGAGAAAUAUCAACAUUGCUCUUGGGGAGUCCUAGAUCUGAGAUCAUAGACCCGUAAGCACACACAUUUACCUGUGGCUGAAAUUCUCUUAAAUCAUCUAACAAGUCGAGCAAUAUAUAAUCGACUGUCAGAUCGUGACAUAUGUUAUUUGAUUUCUCAAUCAAAAUUUCAGAAUUUUUUUUGGUCAUAAUUAAGAAUUGUACCACUUGUUUUGGUAAACGAUCUACAUCAGAACGAUCAGAACUGUAUGUUACUUCACGCUCAAGUGUGAUGUGCUCACAAUUCGUUACAGAUCUAUCAAACGACAUGAGCGUGCAAAUGGAGCCAUCUAUAUCCAAUCUUUCCGUAUGGUCAGUAUUUGGCGAAUAAGGAUAAUAUAACGGCUUGUCUUCAGGACUCGUUAAAAUUUCGUGUGCGUGGUAUGUAAUUCAUUGUAUUAUUCUUAAGAUAAAGUAUCCUGUUAUAUUCAGGAUAAUAUGAUGCAUAAACCUGAGGAUAUGACGCAUUAUCUUCACUCUCAAAAUUUCGUGUGCAUGGUAUGUAAUUCCAUGUAUUAUUCUUAGGAUAAAGUAUCCUCAUAUAUUCAGGACAAUAUGAUGCAUUAUCUCCAGGAUAACAUACCCCCUUACAUCCAGGACAAUAUGAUGCAUUCUCUUCAGGAUGAUAUGACGCAUUAUCUAUCGGAUAACAUGCCCCCUUACAUUCAGGACAAUAUGAUGCAUUAUCUUCAGAAUAAUAUGAUGUAUUAUCCUCAGGAUAGUAUCCUGCAUUAUCUUUAGGAUAACAUCGCUUACAAUCUACAUUUCUAGAUAUUGUAUGUUCCACACAAAUCUCCCGCGAUUCAAGAUAACUAAUUUAAAAAAAAAAUGUAUAGUAAUUAAGAUUAUGACGGUGGCUUCAGAUGCGUGGGGUAGUCUUUUUUAACAUUUUUGCACUAUAAUUACAAUAAAUCUAAAACAUUUUUAGCUUAUAAUCAGACACCGCUUUUAUAAGAUUAUUUGACAAAUCGAAUGGUCGAAUGGAUUUGACGAAUCGUAAUUAUGUCUUCCAUUAAUCAUACGUAUAUUUUAUACAUCUAAUAUUUUUAUUUUGUUUUUUAUUUUUACCAUCUUUU